This is a messenger RNA of Sphenostylis stenocarpa, 1896 nucleotides long. Lineage: Eukaryota; Viridiplantae; Streptophyta; Magnoliopsida; Fabales; Fabaceae. The record is from the annotation of a GenBank genome assembly.
AUGAAUGAACUUCAAACAGAUUCAUCUGUCUCUUCUGAGUUCGUCGAAGUUGAUCCAACUGGCAGAUACGGCAGAUACAAUGAAAUCCUCGGCAAAGGAGCUUCCAAGACAGUAUAUAGAGCAUUUGAUGAGUAUCAAGGGAUUGAAGUUGCUUGGAACCAAGUCAAAUUGUACGAUUUUCUGCAGAGCCCUGAAGAUCUCGAGAGGCUUUACUGUGAAAUUCAUCUUCUCAAGACGCUGAAGCACAGAAACAUAAUGAAGUUUUACACGUCUUGGGUCGAUACUGCAAAUAGGAAUAUCAACUUUGUGACUGAAAUGUUCACUUCUGGCACUCUUAGGCAGUAUAGGCAAAAGCACAAAAGGGUUAACAUUAGGGCAGUGAAGCAUUGGUGUAGACAGAUCCUGAGAGGGCUUCACUAUCUUCAUAGCCAUGACCCACCUGUGAUCCAUAGAGAUCUAAAAUGUGAUAAUAUUUUUGUCAAUGGAAACCAAGGGGAAGUUAAGAUUGGGGAUCUUGGGUUGGCAGCAAUUCUACGCAAGUCUCAUGCUGCUCAUUGUGUAGGAACACCCGAAUUCAUGGCACCUGAAGUUUAUGAAGAAUCAUAUAAUGAAUUAGUUGACAUAUAUUCCUUUGGGAUGUGUGUGUUAGAAAUGGUCACAUUUGAAUAUCCUUAUAGUGAAUGUAGUCAUCCAGCGCAAAUCUACAAGAAAGUUACUUCUGGGAAGAAACCGGAAGCCUUGUAUAAAGUGAAGGAUCCAGAAGUGCGACAAUUUGUUGAGAAAUGCCUGGCAACAGUGUCUCUAAGGCUCUCUGCAAGGGAGCUUUUAGAUGACCCUUUUCUUCAGAUUGAUGAUUACGAGUAUGAUUUAGGGCCUAUGGAGAGUGGAGCAUUUGAUGACAUGGGUUCUCUUAUCCAUCAGCCAUUUUUUGAUCUCCAUCGGAGCUAUAGUAACAUGAGUACUGAAUACUCAAAUUGCCUUGAAUAUGAAGGAGACCGAAAUUCUCAUCCAGCUGAGAUUGAACAUAGUGGAAUUGAACUUUUCGAGUGCCCUGAUGAUGAAGCCUCUGAAGAUGUUGACAUAAGCAUCAAAGGAAAGAGGAAAGAUGAUGGUGGCAUUUUUUUAAGGCUAAGAAUUGCAGACAAAGAAGGACAUAUUCGAAAUAUUUAUUUCCCAUUUGACAUAGAGAUGGACACAGCAUUAAGUGUAGCAACUGAAAUGGUUGCAGAACUCGACAUUACUGAUCAGGAUGUUACCAGCAUAGCUGACAUGAUAGAUGGGGAAAUUGCUUCCUUGGUUCCUGAAUGGAAGCGAGGACCAGGACUUGAAGAAACUAACCAUUUUGUAAAUAAUUUUGUUUGUCACAAUUGUGUGUCUAAUCAUACAUCCAGUGGCAAUAUUAUGGAUUUUCAUUCACAUAAUCAAGUUGGAAAGAACUUGCAGCUUCCUCAAUGCUGUAGGCAUGGAUGUACUUCGGUGCAUGGGCGGUUCGAGGAGGUAACCUUCCCAUCUGAGUAUGACAAUCAUGUGAGAGGGGAUGAACCUAUCAAAUCAAGCCAAUCAGACUGCCAGCAGUAUCAGGAGUUAUGGAAUCAUCAAGAAAGUUGUGACCUGAGUCCAGUAGAGUCUGAUCAAAGCCAUUCUGAUGAGCCAUAUGAACAAUUAGAUAAAUCAGUAUUAGCAGAAGAGAAAGAAAAGGGCAUUUUGGAAAACAAGUUUGCACAUGAUCCCGGAAACCCCCCACGAAGUUUAUCUGGAAAUUAUUCGUCUACUAUCAGUUUAUUAUGUCGUGGCUCCGAAAAGGAAUAUGAGAAAGUGGUCCAACAAGAAUUGAGAUGGCUCAAAGCAAACACCAAAUGGAUUCAAGGGAUCGUAGGGACAAAAAGUUUGGUGUAG